AUGUCUAAGAAAGAAUAUGUUGAAGCAGUGAUCGAUGGGAUCCAACAAGCUCCCGAAGGUAAAACAAUCAUUACGAGACUCCUGCUCAGUAUAGAUAGACGGCAAUCAGUGGAAGAUGCCCGAGGAGACCUCUGGUUUGAUCGUUGGCUGGAGCUGAGUGGUGAUCCAUCUGUAGAUGGCCGAAAGUUCAUCCCGCUUCUUGAAGGUCGGAAAUCAACUGGAAGAGGUGGAGGAGUUUCUGGCAUUCCGUCCAGAUCGCAUAGGGCAUGGCACAUACCUGCAUAA
This is a messenger RNA of Cooperia oncophora, 285 nucleotides long. The record is from the annotation of a GenBank genome assembly. Lineage: Eukaryota; Metazoa; Nematoda; Chromadorea; Rhabditida; Trichostrongylidae.